AUGUCUCACAGAUCACGGAGACCAGCAGAACGGAGAGACCGUCAUCGCCGACGCAGUCGGGUGAUGGCUGCAAGGCACCCUGAGGGAGAGCAGGAGAUGGCUGCUAGGCACCCUGAGGAAGAACAGGGCACAGAUGAUCCGCAGGUGCUGGAAGGAGCCCCCACUUCUCUUCGAGAGUCAUUGUAUGGCAAGAUGGCUGACCUUGUGGGCUUUCUGCUGCAAAAGUACCACACCAGGCAGCCCACCACGGAGGAGGAGAUAGUGAGCUGGGUGCUCAGGAGCGAGCAGCUCUUCCCUUCCUUCUUCAAGAAGGCCUGCGAGUGCAUGCAGCUGGUCUUGGGCAUUGAUGUGCAGGAAGUCGACGCCCGUAGCCAUACCUACAUCCUGACCACCACGUUGGGGCUCACCUACAAUGGCCUGCAAGUUCCUGAGCAGGGUCUCCCCAAGACCGGCCUGCUGGUGAUUGUCCUGGGCCUCAUUGCCUGGGAGGGCCACUGGGCUUCUGAGGAAGCUAUCUGGAAUGUGUUGAAUAUGCUUGGGGUGUAUGCUGGGAGGGAGCAUUUCAUCUACGGAGAGCCCCGGGAGCUCCUCACCAAUGAGUGGGUGCAGGAGCGGUACCUGCUGUACAGGCAGCUGCCUGGCACCAGCCCCGCCCGCUUUGCAUUUCUGUGGGGUCCUCGGGCAUACGCGGAGACCACCACCCCCCAAGUACUGGAGCGUUGUAUCAAGAUCAAUGAUAGGGGGAUGAAGUACUUCUCCCAGUCUGCGGGAACGGGGGGACAAAGGGAAGAGGGACACUGAGCCUAUUGUGUUGCACACAGCUGUCGGGGCAGCUGGAGAACAUGGUGGAG
Molecule: messenger RNA, 851 nt
Organism: Erinaceus europaeus (western European hedgehog)
Lineage: Eukaryota; Metazoa; Chordata; Mammalia; Eulipotyphla; Erinaceidae
Product: melanoma-associated antigen 8-like
Exons: 1
Coding region: 1-801 (266 amino acids)
Biological process (GO): negative regulation of transcription by RNA polymerase II
Cellular component (GO): nucleus
Source: RefSeq, a predicted model, not a curated record